CCCAGUUUUCUUAAAUUUUGGUUUAUUUACUAAAGAUCUUCGGUUUUGGGUGCAACGGAGCUAAUUUUACUUUGCAAUUAGAACUUAGGUUACAUUUAUUCUGAUGACAACUGAGAAAGAUUGGUGGGUUCAAGAAUAUGCACAAGACAUCCACAAGCACCUUCGAUCUAAAGAAAAGAAGAGGUUUUUAUUUAGAGGAAAGUCACCUCAGUUGCACAUGAGGAAAUGUUUAGUGGAGUGGUUAGAGCUGAUCUGUGAUAAAUUAGAGUUUUGUACUCCUGUCCUUCAUCUGGCCUUGUAUUUGUUAGAUAUUUUCAUGGACAACCAUACAAUUCAUUAUGAUCAUUUACAAAUGGUGGCACUAGGUUGUUUAACUGUUGCUGUGAAACUUGAAGAAAACGAUGCCUUAAUACCAAAGAACAGUGAUCUCAAUGCACUUGUCGGAAACAAAUAUAAAUUAAUAGAAUUUGUGCAGAUGGAAGUUUCUAUUUUGACUUUCUUCAAUUGGGAUAUUUUGUUCCCCACUGCAGCUCAUUUUGUUGAUUAUUAUAUAAUGUAUGCUGUUAGCCCUUUUGAUGCCAGCAAUGAUGAUGGAAAUUGGUCUAAUUUGAAGCGAAUGGAGGUGGUUAUGAAGAAAUAUGUUCGCUACUUUUUAGAAGUUUCCAUACAAGAUGUUAUUUUCUUGCAAUUCCCACCAUCUAAAGUUGCAGCAUCCUGUCUUGCAGCAACUAGAGGAUGUUUGGCAGUAUCAGUGCCUUGGCCUGGACAUUUGGAACGCUUAACUGGUUGGUCAUACGAUCAGUUAAAACCUUGUGUGGAUCUGAUGCACAGGAAUCUUUAUGUGGAUUGGGUUGCUAAUAAAGGAGAUUCUCACCAAACUCCGAAAACUCCUAGUGUAAUGAAGUGCACAGAAAAAGGGGAUGAUGCUUUGAAUGGAAAUUCUGAUUGCAGCUUAAAAUAAUACUUACAUCGAACAUCUCUAGUAAAAAUAGUUGAUACUGUGAUAAUAAACGUUUUUAUGUGUUCAUUUUGCUUUACAAAGAUACUCCUUUUUAAUAGAUAUAUUUUCAUUUACAUUUUUCAAAGAUAUUUUUGUAUCAUUUUGUGUUGUAUCAUUGUGCCAAAUAGGACAUCCAGGUCUGAUAAACCAAAGUAAACAGUUGCUUUGCUGUAACUUUUUAUUUAAAUAAAGUUCCU
This is a messenger RNA of Uloborus diversus, 1197 nucleotides long. It is a transcript of the gene CycJ, whose product is annotated as cyclin-J-like. Gene Ontology annotation, biological process: mitotic cell cycle phase transition; regulation of cyclin-dependent protein serine/threonine kinase activity. NCBI's taxonomy places the organism in Eukaryota, Metazoa, Arthropoda, Arachnida, Araneae, Uloboridae. Gene Ontology annotation, cellular component: nucleus; cyclin-dependent protein kinase holoenzyme complex; cytoplasm. The transcript is spliced from 5 exons. Gene Ontology annotation, molecular function: cyclin-dependent protein serine/threonine kinase regulator activity. The coding region runs from base 104 to 961 and encodes 285 amino acids. The record is from RefSeq and is a predicted model, not a curated record.